AUCUGAUCCUUGGUUUAAAACUUGUAUGUGUAGUUUGAGUUUGGAGGAAUGGCACAGUUUGUUCCCAACACUCCAUCUUGCCAUGAGUUCUUCUUUUGCUUAAUGCCAUUCCUAUAUAUGUUUUUUGCUUCUUUUUUUUUUUAUUUGUGUUCAGAACAAUAUUCCUGGCAUUGUUGCUGCCAUGAAUUAUCUUCCCACCUAUUUAUGCCUUGUAUAAAUUUUAUUAAUCAUGACCUAAUAAUGUGGUUUGACUAUCAUCAUCUUAUGCUUAAUAAAUUUACCUCUCUUGUACCAGCUAUGCUUUAGGUCAUCUCAAAUUAAUGUUGGAACUUGCAGUUUAAAGCAUUAUUUUGGGUUAUCAUCUUGUGGUUUGACUAUUAUCAUCUUGUUUGUUAUCUGCCAUAAGCAUGAUCUGUUAUUUUCUAUACACACUUGUCUAUUUAAUUGCAGGCAUUGGUGAAGAUGAUGGCUGUUUGAUGUACCUAUCAUCGAAUUACUGCAAGUGCCUAUAAUCUUUUAGAUGUGGUUCUUUACCAAGCAACUUAUGGCCACAAUAUAUCAGCAAAAGGCGGUCGAUAUAAAUGAGAGGGAGCUUGAGCUUGAUCAUCCUGACACAAUAAAAAGCUAUGGGGACCUUUCUGUCUUUUACUAUCGUAUGCAACAAUACGAGCUUGCUUUGAAUGUGUCAGAUCUUCUGGAUUUUAUAAGUCCCGAGCUUAAUUCUAAUGGAAAUGAACAAGCUCAGAGAAAACAGCAGCGUGGGAAAAUACUUCUACCAAUAAGUGAACAAAACCUUCAACGUGAAGAUGCACCAAGCAAUGUGGGUGUUGUCUAUAAUGGCUUGGAAUAUGCUAUUGGUACGGCAGAAAACAAAACAAAAGAAAGAUCUGGCAUGGUGGAUUAUAAAGUUAUGAACGAAAAUGGCAAUAAUGUCCCUAUGUAUAGUCCACCACUGUCAAGUGAAUCUAUUCACCAGGAGGAGACAUCAUCAGAUGAGGGCUGGCAAGAAGCCAAUUCAAAAGGGCGAUCUAGGAACACAGCGAAUCACAAGCUUGGUCGCAAAGGAUCUCAUCUUUCAAAGCUGAGGACUACUGUUAUCAGAGAAAGUCCACAGAAAUCAAGUUCAAGAGUCCUCUCAAAAGUAUUUUCUCCAUCUAGGCAAUCAGAGCCUGAAAACUUGGCUUUCAUAGAAGAUUCUGCCGGUCAACUAAGUCCAACAAAACCUACUAGAGUGUCUAAAAGUUUUGCUAGCCUAACACCAUAUGACACGUUCAUGUCUUCUGGAACAAAUUUUUCUUUUCUAUUUAAUAAAAUAACAAAGGAAUUGAACUAUAACCACAUAAUUAACAAGGUUCUUUUUUUAUUUUACACUCUGCAUAAAGAAAAACAGAGAAAAUAUAAUGAAAAGCCAGCAUCUUAA
Molecule: messenger RNA, 1420 nt
Organism: Arachis ipaensis
Lineage: Eukaryota; Viridiplantae; Streptophyta; Magnoliopsida; Fabales; Fabaceae
Source: RefSeq, a predicted model, not a curated record